AGAAAGCAUCUGUGCAAGUUAGUCACAAGUUGAUUCAGAUUUUAGUUUGGCUGAAAUUGAUGGAUUCUUAUUAAAUGUUUAAAGAACAUAUAUCACUGAGAGUGCAGUUUUAUAUUGAUGUUUUACAAAGUAUUUUUUUGUUACUGAUCCUGUCUGUACCCCUCUGUCAUGCAGUGAGAUACUGAGAAUGAUGCUUAUUAGUGAAGUGCAAGUUUGCCUGGCAAUGCACUGAAUGUCGUGAUUAUAGGAGGCUACUGCUCAAAAGUUGUUACCAUUCUUAUUAUGGAUGUUGUCCCGUAUGAGUCAUAUGAUGUUAAAAUUUAAAUUAGGUGUCAGAAACACAUGUACUUAAUAGAUUAAGAUCACUCGGUUUUGGCUAUAAUCUCUAUAUAUGCAUAUAUAUUUGUACAUAUAUUAUGUAUAAAAUAAUGAAAAACAAAUAAAGUGUGCACAGAUGUUCAUGAAUCACACUGUUUGCUGCACAGAGAACUGGAAUUAAUUGUAAGGGAGUGCGUGUGACAGUUUUCUUUUCCAUGCCACUCAGUAAUGUACCUGUGCUCUUGUACCCUGUACACAGGCAGUGAAUAGGCACUUCGCCUCCUUGUGAAAUGCUUUGGUGAGCAGCCUGAGGAGCUGGCUACUCCCCUUGCUGAGUGACAGUCCCCCCAGUAUAAAAAGGCCCCUUGGGGCGGACUGCACUGGGUGUGGCUGAUACAGCAGCAGAAAGAGGGCUUGUUCUGGGGACUGCAACUAGAAAACCUGUUAGGUUGUAGCCACCAACAGGUCUAAGCUACACAAAAUGCGUGAAAUUGUGCAUCUUCAGAUUGGCCAGUGUGGGAACCAAAUUGGAGCUAAGUUCUGGGAGGUGAUAAGUGACGAACAUGGAAUUGACAUCGCUGGGAACUACAGUGGGGAUGCAUCACUGCAGCUUGAGCGAAUUAAUGUGUACUUCAAUGAGGCUUACUCCCAUAAAUAUGUGCCCCGUUCUAUCUUGGUGGACCUGGAACCUGGUACAAUGGACAGUGUACGGUCUAGCAAAAUAGGCCCACUCUUUCGACCUGACAACUUUAUUCAUGGUAAUUCAGGUGCUGGAAACAACUGGGCUAAGGGCCAUUACACAGAAGGUGCUGAACUGAUUGAAAACGUCAUGGAUGUGGUCAGGAAUGAGUGUGAGAGCUGUGACUGCCUUCAGGGCUUCCAGCUCAUCCAUUCACUUGGUGGUGGUACAGGCUCAGGUAUGGGCACGCUCCUCAUCAACAAAAUCAGAGAAGAAUAUCCUGACAGGAUUAUGAACACUUUCAGCGUUGUGCCUUCACCCAAAGUAUCUGACACGGUCGUAGAGCCAUAUAACGCCAUCCUCUCCAUCCAUCAACUGAUAGAGAAUACAGAUGAAACCUUUUGCAUUGACAAUGAAGCUCUAUACGAUAUAUGUUUUAGAACUUUAAAGCUCACCAAUCCUACCUACGGUGACCUCAACCACUUAGUGUCCCUAACGAUGAGCGGUGUCACAACCUCACUCCGUUUUCCUGGUCAACUGAAUGCAGACCUGAGGAAGCUGGCUGUUAACAUGGUGCCCUUUCCUCGCCUGCAUUUCUUUAUGCCAGGCUUUGCUCCACUGACAGCUCGAGGUAGCCAACAGUACAGAGCGCUCUCGGUGCCAGAGCUUACUCAACAAAUGUUUGACGCACGCAACAUGAUGGCAGCCUGCGACCCUCGUCGUGGACGUUACUUGACCGUGGCAUGCAUCUUCAGAGGCCGAAUGUCUACCAGAGAAGUGGAUGAGCAGUUGCUGGCUGUCCAGACCAAGAAUAGUUCCUACUUUGUGGAGUGGAUCCCUAAUAAUGUCAAAGUGGCUGUGUGUGACAUACCACCGCGAGGCUUAAAGAUGGCAGCUACCUUUAUUGGCAAUAACACAGCCAUUCAGGAGCUCUUCAUCAGGGUUUCUGAACAGUUCUCAGCUAUGUUCAGAAGAAAAGCAUUUCUCCAUUGGUAUACUGGUGAAGGUAUGGAUGAGAUGGAGUUUUCUGAAGCAGAAGGCAACACCAAUGACCUUGUGUCCGAGUACCAACAGUACCAGGAUGCCACUGCAGAUGUUGAGGAAUAUGAAGAGGUAGAAGUGGAAGCGAACCCAGAAAAGGAAGCACUGUAAAAACAAUGGUAAUAUCAAAGCAUUCUCCGAAUAAGCCUGUGGACACUCACUAAAGAAAAAGCAGUAGCCAUCAUCUGCAUACUGAAAAUAACACCUUUCUUUUAAGAAUUUUUACUCUGCAUCUGGCCAAAAUAUAUCCAGUAUUACAAGACAAUGCUUUUAGAAUUAAUGGCAGCUAUGCUUUACUCUCCUAAACAACUGUUGACACUGAAUUGCUCCCAAAAAAGAGCCACUACGAAGACAAGAUGUCUUGUAACAGCCUUUCUUGUAAAUGUAUUCACUUUUAGAAUAUUAUCACCUGAUCCUGAAUGUAAUAUACAGCCUCUGUGUCUGUGUAUAUAAUCAGAAUGAUAAGCAACAGCACAAUAUGCUAUCAACUCAUCAAAUUUAUUUAUUCUCAGGUAAACACAGUCCGUGUUUAUUUGUGAAGAACUUGUUACUGUUUUAGGAACACACGCACAUCUGUGAGGCCUAUAAAGGCAGUUAUCUAUUUUAUUACACACUCCACAGACUGAGGUAGGUCUGCAGACAAGUUCAGUUCCUUAAGUAAGUUGCAGGGGAGGGAAGGGGAAAGAACAUGGGGCAAAAGACUGAACAUGCACAUUCUUACUUUUUUUAAUGUCACUUUAAUAGUUCUAACACCUUGCUGGCUUUUAUAUUAUUGCAGAGUUUGUAUUCAUUAUCAUUGUGUGGUUUGUUUCUAUUUCAAACUAUAGAGUUAUAUUAGCAUGGAAAGUUGUGAACAUUGUGUAAAAGUUUUGGUGUGUGGUUUGGUUUUUUUUUCCCCCCAUGUACUAACUACUGUAAAUUUUCUUCCUAUCAUUCAGUACAGCAAAAUGGAUAGAAUGGUUUGCAGCUAGUUAGAUACAAGUUCAAUGGCAAUCACUAAAUCAAAAACAUAUCUUGACUUCAGAAAAAAAAAAAUUCUUACCCUUCACAGCCAUCUACUUAACACUGUAUUUAUAAUAUUCUUUAAAAUAAAAAUUAUAUACCAUUCUAUAAAAUACUUUAAUACUUGAAACAUUUGAUAGACAAAAAUCAUUUAUUCUUGUAAGGACUAACUUCAAAUUACAUGAAAAAAUUGAGCUAGUUUUAUUAUACUUUUAGAGGAGAGAGUUUAUUAUACUCUGAAGAAAGUAACGCCUCAACAGCAGAAGCAUCAACAGCAGAAGCAUCUAGGUGAAUGUAAGCCUGCAGCCAAUUCUGCAAGCCUGCUCUACUUCUUCCUGUGCAGUGGGACAGUGUCAUACUUGCUGUGAAGACACACAGCAACAGGAACACGCAAACACUUCCCCCAAACCAGUACAGCUGAAAGUAUGACUUCGCCCCCCUAACCAAGAGUGGAUGGAGUGUCACCCUCCGUUCCUACUGUUUCCCAGUGAACGCGUGUCCUUCUGCCCCCAGUAAAGUGACACAGAGGUAACAAGGACAACCAAUAGCUGAGUAAUUAGCAUACGGUGCAGGGAUUUCUGUGCCUCCUUCUCCACCUCUUACAGGACGCCAGGUCUCCAACUCCCAGUUCACUGCUCAGUGUUCCAGACAGCUUUGGAGAUUAGAUUCUGUGCAGCACAUCCAUGGCAAAAUAUCCUGCUUCCAGUUUAGUCAUAACCCUAAGCCUCAUCAAAUCAGUUUUCACUGAGUUAGUUUUGUUCUAAGCACAAAUGGAAGAUGAACACCAUGAUGACAGAGAAUAUUAAAGUCAACAGCAUACCACUUCCAGCAGAGAGAACCGACAGAGGUAUUUUUAAUUAUCGAAAUUAUAUGCCUAUAUUCUCUGUUGACAUAGGUUUUAAUGAAGAAAACUUUUUUUCCAAAGAAGUAAUCAUUAAUCAUUGAAAUGAAGUAGGCAGAAAAGUUUUAAACAACAAUCAAAUCUCUCACUCAUUUAUGUACCUGAAAUACCAGCAUGAUAUCCAACAAGAGGUCUGACUUAAAAAUAAACGUAUGUUGCCACUGAA
This is a messenger RNA of Harpia harpyja (harpy eagle), 4107 nucleotides long. RefSeq names its product tubulin beta 1 class VI (gene TUBB1). The transcript has 4 exons. Gene Ontology annotation, cellular component: microtubule; cytoplasm. The coding region runs from base 800 to 2149 and encodes 449 amino acids. Lineage: Eukaryota; Metazoa; Chordata; Aves; Accipitriformes; Accipitridae. Gene Ontology annotation, biological process: microtubule cytoskeleton organization; mitotic cell cycle. Gene Ontology annotation, molecular function: GTP binding; structural constituent of cytoskeleton; GTPase activity. The record is from RefSeq and is a predicted model, not a curated record.